Messenger RNA from Penicillium atrosanguineum, 780 nucleotides. Its product is annotated as tRNA-splicing endonuclease subunit tsp-4. Bases 1 to 780 code for a protein of 259 amino acids. The transcript has a single exon. Lineage: Eukaryota; Fungi; Ascomycota; Eurotiomycetes; Eurotiales; Aspergillaceae. The record is from RefSeq and is a predicted model, not a curated record.
AUGGUUUCCCCUGUCGCAGACCUCCCUACUCUAUCAGAUAUUGGUAUUCACCCCCCUCCGUCUAUUCUUGCAUCAAAGGCCUUCGCAUACGCAAAACAUCAUUGCACCGAAGCAGUCUACAACCAUGCGAUGCGCUCCGCAUACUGGGCAAUGAUAAUCGCCAAAAAGCUUCCAGAAUUCCACAACAACCCGAGACUGAACCUAGAGGCGGUCUUCGUUAGCUGUAUUCUUCACGACAUGGGAUGGGCAAAUACACCAGAACUGUUAUCAUCCGACAAGCGUUUCGAGGUUGAUAGCGCCAAUAUCGCACGGGACUUUAUCUAUGAUGAGCAAAUUCAUCUAAGCACCGAGCCAUGGAGUUAUGACACUAUCCAGCGUGUCUGGGAUUCAAUUGCUCUACACACAACACCCUCUAUCGCUAGACAUGCGGCGCCCGAUGUUGCUCUCACUAACUUGGGCAUCACGGCUGAUUUUGCAGGCCCAGGGCUUCCUGGGCCAGAUGGGAAACCGCUUAUCACAUACGGGGAGUAUUGUGCGGUCAUGAAAGUCUUCCCUCGUGCUGGCUUUAACUCAGAGGGAUUUAAGGAUAUAAUGUGCUGGUUGUGCCGCACAAAGCCCGAGACAACCUACGAUAACUUUGUGGGAGAGUAUGGAUGCCAAUUCGGACCUGAUGGCAAUGGGGAGGGAGUUGAGGGGUUUAAAAAGGCGUGGGCAGCAGGACAGUCCAGUAAAAUUUUAAUGCCAGGCCUGGAAAAAUUGGAGUCAAUUGAUCCUAAGUAG